AUGAACUGGAUGACGAGCGGCAAACACCGCGCGCUGUACUCGCAGCGCGGGCGACGUCGACAAAUGCAUUUCCCGUCUCAAGUCCAGCGCCAGCGCGUCAAACCCACGAGUCCUUCACGAAGCUCCGAGCCAAGAGCACGGGACUCAGCGAAGCCCUGGUACAUUGUGUCUAUUGGAGACGACGACGAGUCUCAAGAUAUCCGCGUCCUGGAGCUGGAGCGGAAGGGAGCCAUCAGUGCCACUGAGAGUGAAGCUGAAGAGAAAGCUAGGAAGAUUUCACGUGUCGGUGAGCGUGGCGACGCUAGGGCACCAUCGGGUCCGAGCCAGAAGAGGGGCCGCGAGCAAGAGCAACGUGACCAAGGCGGGAGAAGUGACAACAGAUGCAUCUUCACUCCAGUGAAGAAGGCGAGAAAGUACGAGCAACCAUCGCGUCCAGCUCAGCUAGUGAAGAAUGCUCGGGAGAAACGACCCCCAUCGUCAAUUGCUUCAGGCGUUGAAAUGCUCUUUUUCAAUGAUGGAGAAGAGCUACCACACAAGAACCGAGCUCAAUCACGAAAGCGGGUUGCUUAUGAGCCAGUUCUAUAUGACACACACAGCAGAAAAUUUCCACAGCGCAUUGGUGACGCUAGGGAUGAAAAAGAGCUCCAGCAUCCACGUCGUAUUUUUCAAGAUGGAAAUUUUGACAGUCACUGUGGAGAAUUGGAGGAUCAACAGCAGGCAUCUGACAGCGAUAAUACGAGUUCUCAUGGCCUUCAAGCGUUUACGGACAGUGUGAGUGAGGCUGAUCAACGAGAUAUUCAACUCUGGAAAGUCAACUCCCGUUCGUGCGCUGGUUCUAGUCCCGAUAUGGCAUUUUCUCGUCCCGAUACCGCGUCGUUCGAACACCCCAGGGACCCUAUCCACGAAACCUUUCUUGCGACGCCGCCUCCCAGUCCAUUUGUAGCUUCGCCGCUGUCAUUUAAAAUGAGCCGAGCGGAAGUUCUACAAUCUCAGCCCUCUGCCAGAUUUUCCUGCACGACACACAAUCAGAUGAGCUUCCCACCGAGUCCGCGGUCGUCGCCAUCGCCAUCGCCAUCAUCGUCAACAUCAACAUCCUCACAGGGUAGCAUCGUGCUGGGCCGCCCACCAUUAGGCUGGCAAAAGAACUUGCUGUUGGCAUUAGAGGAGAAUUCGAGGGACAGACCAGAAUAUCAUUUUGGUAAACCAGCUUCAUCUCGUGUCAACGAUUCUCCAAUGAAUCUUGCUGACAGCAAAGUGGAGAAUGUUCGACUGGACUCGCCCCCUUCACCUAACAGUUCGAGAGGGAGCGAUUCGCCCACUUCAAUCACCGACGCAAUCAUUCCAGUCGAUGCGAAAGAGCGCAUUAUGGCGUCUACAGCUUCACAACACGUCCCUGAGCUUUCGAGGAGCUGGUACCCACGACCAAUAACGACGAAAUCUGGCAAUACGAACGGUACAAACACAGUUGUCAGUGGGAAAAGCGCGGUAUUCCAGCAGUCAUGGGUCAUGUCUUCACGCACCAAGAUAAUUCUGGACGCAGUCUCGCCAUCGAAAGCGAUCUCCAUGGAAAAGGCAAUCCAAAAGAGCGAAACAAAGCAAAUGGAAAUGGAGAGUGUCGCAAUCUACAUGUACACGCUGGUGCAGUGUUACAAAAUCGACGAGAAACUUCGGUUUGUGAACUUUUACGGUAUCAUCCAGCGACCUGCUUCUGAAAACCAUACUUACUACAUUGUGAUCAGUACUGACAAUGGCAGCUCACCGAUAGCUGGUCUCGCUCAACUACCAUCCGAAGAUCCUUCCACGCCCACUACCACAGCGUUGACGAAGCAGCAAACGGCCAGUCAACGUGAAAUUAUCUUUUCACCGAAGCGCGCUCGUUAA
This is a messenger RNA of Phytophthora nicotianae INRA-310, 1881 nucleotides long. RefSeq lists its product as hypothetical. NCBI's taxonomy places the organism in Eukaryota, Oomycota, Peronosporomycetes, Peronosporales, Peronosporaceae. Bases 1 to 1881 code for a protein of 626 amino acids. The transcript is spliced from 10 exons. The record is from RefSeq and is a predicted model, not a curated record.